AUGCCUCUUACCGUCCUCUCUCGAGCCCAGCUCCGUGAAUUGCUACAUGCGCUCUCUCGCGACGAGAUCAUCAAUCUGCAACGCAAUCUCGCCGAAGCUCUACGAGAAUACUCCAGUGGAUCUCAGGAGAAAGGUUGCUCAGCAACUUACCAGCCCCAGCGAACUGCCAUAACUCGUCAAAAUGGCACCACCACCAUCUUCAUGCCUGCCAGCACGGGCCAGACCAUCGGCAUCAAGAUGAUUUCCCUGCAGGACGGGGCCGAUGCCGGCUGUGCUAUUGAACGAGACACCGUGGAUAUGCAGGAGAAAGAACAAAUUUCCUCACGCAGACGAGGCUCUUUCCGGAACUCGGUGGCUUCCAUCUCCUCCGACUUGAGUGAUUUGUCCGUGGGCUCAGAAGACAGAGAGGACAGUAACUCGAUCAGUCCCGUGACCACCACAAAUGAUAGCAGUGUAGCAGGAUCAAGCACGGAUAGUUCCACACUCCUCACUGGUUGUGUCAAUCAACAAAAUGUCACCUCGAACCUUUCUGGAACUCUUGGCGCUUGGCCGGGCGCAGGAACUCGUGACACAUCGCCGCGCGGCAGUGUGACACUCCUAGAUGGCGAAAGUUUGCCCUUCGCCUUGAUCAACGCACAUGAGUUGACGGCAUUCCGCACAGCAUUGGCUUCGCUGAUGAUGUUCAACAGGCGCAAGAAGGUGCGCACCAUCCUCGUAUUCGGAGCAGGUACCCAGGCUUACUGGCAUAUCCGCUUGGCGCUGAUUCUCCGUGGCGAGGAUAUCCGCCGGGUGUACAUCGUGAAUCGUUCAUUCGAGCGCGCUGCCAAGCUUUUGCAGGAAAUUUACCAGCCCGAAAACAUCGAAUGGCGCGGGGACGUCAAGUUCUCCGCCGUCAGCACCGAUUUCGGCGAGUACAGUCGCAUUUUGAAAGAACAUGUGCGCAAGGCCGACGCGAUCUUCUGUUGUACUCCCUCUGUAGAACCUCUCUUCCCUGCAGAGUACCUCACUUCAGGCGAAGGCCUGGCCGAGAUUCACCCGGAUAUCCUCCGAGAUGAGGUCCAUGUGCAGCCUGCGCAUCGUCAUUGGAACAAGCAUAUCCACCGUAGUGGUGUGAUUGUAGUGGAUAGUCUAGACGCAGCCAUGAAAGAGGCCGGCGAGAUUAUUCAAGCCGGAAUCAAGCCGAAACAGGUUGUGGAGUUAGGCGAGCUACUCAUGGUCCGUGAUGUCACCCGUGAUGCCGCCACUGUGGAUGAAGAAAAGAGCCUGCGUGAAUGGUCACAACGGGGGAAUGUCAUCUACAAAUCGGUUGGGCUUGGACUAAUGGAUCUCGUGACUGGCGGAGAUUUGGUGCGCUUGGCACGGGAGCGGAAGUUGGGGACCACAGUGGAGGACUUCUGA
Molecule: messenger RNA, 1398 nt
Organism: Penicillium digitatum Pd1
Lineage: Eukaryota; Fungi; Ascomycota; Eurotiomycetes; Eurotiales; Aspergillaceae
Source: RefSeq, a predicted model, not a curated record